UCUCUCCCGCCGGCUCCUCGCCCUGGACGUAGGGUGCUGAGGCGCCGCGUUAGGUCAGGCUGCCCGGCCGUGCGCUGCGCUGCGCUGCGCUGUGCCGUGCCAGUACCCACGCCACGCCACAGGCACUCCGUUCAACGCCAGCCAGGCCACUUGGGCUGCGCCCACCCACCCACCGUUCUCCCCUCGAGUACGGUAUCUGGCUUCCUCUCCUCUCAAUCCAUUCCCCCCCCCCUGCAUCAACAUCACCACGGCCUCAAUCAUUCCGCCCAGCGACCUCUUCCCGUGCCUUCCGCAUCGACCCGCCCGUUGGUUCGUGCCGCAAAUAAUCACCGCCUUUCGUUUUCGACUCGUUCUUUUCCCGACGUGCUACGCCGCCGACUCGCAUUUUUGACCGUGUCCAAUUCUCCGCCUGCUGACCCCCCCGAUUACGAGACGUCGAGCGAAAAUUACGGUGCCGACGACCUGUCCAGCGAGGAAGCAAGCCUCCCACGAGGCCAGAUCGAAGGCAAAGCAGGGUAUCGUCAAGUCUGCGGCCUUUGUGGCCGCCCAAACUACCCUGCGGGCCUGAGUAGGCCUGCCGACUCCCCCAACCGCCGACGACGCUGUUCGACACCGAUCGAGUCGCCGCCAUGAGCCCCCCAAACGGCAAUGGCUCAAAUGUCCAGCGGAGGUCAUCAGCGAGGAUGUCCGGUCGGCUGUCAAUAAGCGCUCGCAGCGACGAUGACUACGAUCUAGACGUCCACGCCGUCUCCGAUGGCUUCCGGCCAACACAGAACGGCUUCAGACCACCUGCUUCCGAACAACCCUACCUCACAAUACCACAACCGCCACCCGCUGUCGCCACGAAGGGCAGCUAUGAGACGGAGCGUCCGUCGAGCACGUCGAAGCCUCCGCGAUCACACGACUCGCUGAGGCUCCGAAACGAUGGCUCAAGCUGUGCUCGCCACUCGAAUGGCAGACCUGUCCUUCCCGAUCUGGCCAUCGGCACGCCGCUCAUGCAGGUAGAGGCUCCAUACGACGGGCCGACAGGGCCAUCACACCCGUAUGAGAUGUAUCCACAGAGGACGUUUAGCAAUGCAUCGACUUCUACCGCACCCCGGAUCAACCGACAGUCGUAUCACGGGCCUCGUGGCCCUACGCACCCGUACGCUCUCUACACCCAGAAUACCACGACAAACGAAGAGCCCGAUCAGCAGGCCGCCCAGAAUCAAAUUCCCGUCGGCUUCACCGGCAUGGGCGCCAGUUACCAGCGGCAACUAGGGCCAGAUGGCGAAGAGGCUGGCGAUUUGAUUGGGCCUCUUGGCCACUUGGAGGAAUUGCCGCCCUACACGAGAUACCCCGAGGAUUCUUUCGCCAGAAAGUCACCCGAGCCCGUCUCCAAUCUGUCCCCGUCUCCCAUUCAGCCAAUUCCCGGCGCUGGCGGCAUUGGGAUUGCAACCCGCGAUCCCGAAUUCUCGUCUACAGAGGACGAUCUAGGUGUGCCUUCACGCCCCACAUCACGGAACGAAAGCCACCACGAGGUGAACACAGCGGCCCGCGAAUACUCGGAAAAGAAGACCAUGACCAAAUGGCAACGCAGAGCCAGGAAAAAGCUGUGGGGCAUUGUGCCGUACUGGUCCAUUUUCCUGAUGCUCGUAAGCAUCGUCAUCAUGGGUAUCGUCAUGGGCGCCGUUAUCGGGACUGUCCUCGUUGGCCAUAAUCGCGACGGCGGGUCGUCAGGAGACGAACAAGCCGACAGGGAGCCAUCCGGCACUCCCUCCGAUGUCAGGCCACUUGGCUCGCUGCCCACAGGCCUACCGCCGUUGGCGACGGGAUAUUUCUCCCUUCCACCCCUCGAUACUAGCCAGGCGCCGAAAUCGUGCUUCGUUGAGCCGACGCAGGCACAGGCGUGGAGUUGCGAUAUGCCGUUCCGAUUUUACUCCAUGGAGAUUCGACAGGACCCAAAGGCUGCCCCGACUUGUAACUACGAACUCAGCCUGACUGCCUUCAAGCCCUCGAUGGCCAAGUUCAUCUGGGGAACGCAGCCGCCGGAUGUCCCGGAUCCUCAGCCGCUGCAGCUGGUCGAGGACAAUUUUGAGAGAGGUCGCGGUCCAGCGUGGUGGCUCAGCCUCACCUAUAACAAGACGGUCAUUGUCUCGGACGAUGCCUUUCCCGGUCAGAAGACCAAGCGGAAUUGGCAUUACUUCGAUACGCCAAUGGCCGGCAUCGACCCCACAAGGUUCAAGAAGAAGAAUGUUGGUGCCAAGGAGGGCGACAAGCCGUGGAUCUGCACCUGGCCGAACACGUCGCUCGAGAUAUUCAUCUACCCGUCUCAAAACGCCAGUUCUCCCUCCUUUGCGAAAGUAAAGCCAUCGGCAACCACGACUGCGUCCGCCGACGAUGCUACCCCGACCGGAGACGCGGCUCCGGACCAUGUUCCCGCUUAUCCCAAAGUCGUCAAAUUCCUGGAACGUCGAUACAAGCAACCAAACUCUACGGCUGUCUGUCGCCAGGUUCAAAUCACCAAUGACGGCCACGGAGUUAAACCGCUCCUUGGCUCCGAUGGCAAACCGAUCGAGGUAUCGAUCUUGGAGCGUCGGAGGGGCCUAGACGGCACGCUCAUGGAGCAUGACCGCUAUGGGCAGCGAGAGAAGCGAUUCCCCACGAGCUUCUUGUCGCGGGAGGCCCUUGAGCUCACCGACUGCGGCUGCCUGUGGUGGUCCACAUGAUAAACGGGCAACACACAGCGACGUCAGCCGCGACCGGGGACACCCCCUCGUUUCAUUACCAAGGCAAUCGGGCAUCUGGUCCGUGUCAACGCAAGCGUUGCGUUUACUAUUAUAUUGUAUUCACCUUUCUUUGUAACGAAUCAUGCAGCCGAUUGGGCCGGCUCCCUCUUGCACAUUGAGCACACAGACGGCGUGCGUAGCGCCUUGCAUCCACAUUUCUUCACGCGCGGCGAGUGGACGGAUUUCUAUUGGGGCCUGGAGUUAUUUUGCGUGGCUGUCACGGGACAUAUUGCCCAUCUACUUUCUUUUGCUGAAGUAACAUACACACGCACACGCACACGGACGGGCGCGUGCAUAUAUGGCUGGGAUCUGGGACUUGUUGGCCGCUCGCCUAUUUAACACGCGGAAGCGAGAUGGUGUGGCAUAGCAUAUUACGGUUCGGGUGGAUUCUUGCGCUGCGAUCGUUUGUGCGGGAGGCGAGACGAGUCUAGCCAUGAUCCUGCUGCGUUGAAGGGCCGGGCGACUUUGGCCACUUUGCGAAAAAAAAACUCGCCCUCGUGCUGGUGGCCUUUGAAGGCAAGAAGUCGCGGGGCACGAAUGUGACACAUCUAUUUCGAGUUUGGGCCGUUGGUACAGAUGGGAUGCGGGGAGGGUUGAGGCCCGAGUAGUAGGUAUCUAGGCUUGACCGUGGGCACAGUGAAAAAAGAAUAUAUUUGUGUCACUACUUUGGGCCUCGGCACAGGGCGCAAUCGUGAGGGCGGGAUGCGAUAUGGCUCCCUAGUUACUUGCCCUUGUUUGUAACCACGUAGCCAACGACAGUGU
Messenger RNA from Purpureocillium takamizusanense, 3530 nucleotides. RefSeq lists its product as uncharacterized. The record is from RefSeq and is a predicted model, not a curated record. The coding region runs from base 630 to 2708 and encodes 692 amino acids. Lineage: Eukaryota; Fungi; Ascomycota; Sordariomycetes; Hypocreales; Ophiocordycipitaceae. The transcript has 2 exons.